Messenger RNA from Coprinopsis cinerea okayama7#130, 1803 nucleotides. RefSeq lists its product as hypothetical. Bases 1 to 1803 code for a protein of 600 amino acids. The record is from RefSeq and is a predicted model, not a curated record. NCBI's taxonomy places the organism in Eukaryota, Fungi, Basidiomycota, Agaricomycetes, Agaricales, Psathyrellaceae. The transcript has 3 exons.
AUGAGCCGUCUGCUGGACGAUUGGCCGACAUCCCCCGAACAGUCUCUGAAGGCUAUGGACGCUUUCCUAGUGUCUCUACAAACGAAGAAGAAUUCCGAUGUGGAGUCGAACGACCAACCCGGGCCCGCUGUGCGACUCGUGCUGGAGGGACUCGACAUUGUUCUUGAGGAACUGACGACACCGCCGUUCGACAGCCAACUCUCCGACUUAAUCCAGAGCCACCUUGAGCCUAUCCUUACUGCGAUGAGGCUAUGGCUACUGAAUCAAACCGACACUCCUCUGAAGGAAAGGUUCUCGGCCACGAUUUUCCAACUGUAUGACAUGAUUGCGUUGAGCGACAACCUCGAGCUCGCCUUGCUCUCUUCCCCUUGUGGAUCGCAGAUGGUCGCUCUAGCACUCACACAUGACAGUGGCCUUGACCCUCCAUCGAAAACGCCAAAUCCUGAAGACUGGGACAAGUGGCUCAUCGCAGUGGCCAACGUACUGGGCGGAGCUGUUUCUCACAAAGCAUCUGACCAGGUUCUUAGCCGAGUCUACUCCCUUCCUCAAACAAAGCUCGACAACUUCAUCGCAAACGUCGAAUCAUUCAUCUUACGCGUCACCCGUUUCGCUGAGAGCGCUGCGACUGACAAGGCGGAGUCUGUGUGGUUCAUCUACCGAACUGUUCACUUCGUCUUGGCAACACUGGCCCACGACACACGAUUCGUCCGACUUUUGGCCCCCAAACGAUACACUACCAAGUUCUUCAAAGCGUCAGCUAUCGUUCGCAGAAACAUCAGGCUCGAUGAUCAUGCCACCAACGAUCUCCAUCGCUAUAUGUCUGACGCAGUCCAUUGGAUCCUGGAACAUCGGUCGGAAGGACUGUGUCUGAUGAUUGACUUGCUCGAGAAUGGCAUUUUGGUAGAGAUCUCUGAGAUCCUCGCCACCGGUGUUGACAUACCUGAGGCACUCGAUGUGGCGUUGGACCGCAUUCCUCAAUACCUCAUCUCUCGUAGAGUUCAAAACUUGGUUUCCGGGUUUAUCGAUUCGUUGUCUCCGACUAUGGCCUCCAGGUUGAAGCAUCCUGGUUUCCGGUAUUUCAGUUGGCUCACGGGGUAUAAAUUUCUUCUCGAUAUUCACGGUCGCCUGUCUGUCGAUAAGACGACCACCAAGUCCGUUCUCUGUUUUAAUCCGAUGCAUGGCAAAAGAGCGACAAGCACCGAUCCGGUACCAAAGGCCUGUCGCGGCUGCUUGGUAGUCGGUUACUGCUCUGCAGAGUGCCAGCGAGAAGAUUGGCAGCUUAUUCACAGGUUCGAAUGCGAUGGCCUCAAACGACAGAAAGAAUCGAUGAAGGAUUACUGGCCUUCUUACCGCAUUGGAUGUCAGCUUUUUGCAGCGCUUGAGUAUCCCCUUCAGGAAUGGGACCAGAGGCGACGCGCUAAUGCCGGCCUUUUCCCUUCAAUUGACAAGACGCGCGUUUACACCUACCAUGGUUGGUCUGGAAUAUUCUGCGAGCCCUUGACCAUUGAGGAGUAUCGUGCAGCCUCGACGAAGCGUCGACCCUGGUCACCGCGUCGGUUCGACACUCUAGUAACGAAAAUGCAAGCACGCGACGAUAUCCAACUAGUUGCAUUCCACGACACUUACGGAGGGAUGGAACUUUAUCUCCUUUGUUUGGUGAAGACGAAGCAGUCCGGAUCUCCGGCGAGAUUCUUUCCUGGGAUGUUCCAGACGUCAGAAAGGUGCGAUUGUUUCCCCUUCAAUCGCAUAAACUUCCUGCUGCUGACGAAGGUCUACAAAAAGGUGUUAUGGGCAGUGUUGUAA